CAGCCUUUGAACUCUUUACUGUCUACUUUGUCGUGGAUGAACGACAGCCACGCUGCUGUAAGAAAGAUUAUUGCUCUGAACAUUAAGAUGUGGCUGAUUCACAAUGAAUCUUCCUGAGCCUUUGGAAACUCCCAUGUCUGUUGACCUCAGAAGAAAGCUACUCUUUUCUGUGAGUCAGAACUUGAUCUCAAGCAGGAGUUGUGGACUCAUCCCACCACACCUAGUAGUUCCCAUCGAUCCAUGGAACAUAAAAGCCCCAGACUUCACCCCAAAACUGUACAGAUCUUCGGGUUUGCCACAUAUCAAGAGCAAAAAUAUUCACCUGGUUAAAUCAAACAAUAGUGUAGAAGGAAAAUCUUUUAUUUGGGAAAAGAUUAAUGAUGUUACUCCUUCAAUAUUGCCUGGACUUGAGCAAAAGGGAUGUAAAGCACAACCAUUUAUCAAAUUUUACAAACCACCAGACUCACUAGAGUCGAAACUGCUGUUUGUGAGAGCGGGGAUGUAUCCAGUGGGGCCGUACAAAGAUCCAAAACCUCAUAACUUCAGACCUUGUGCUGAGGGAAUGCCGGAAAUGGUGUCUUCUUUAGAAAAGGAUCCUGGGUGCUUGAUCCUAAAGUCUCAGUGCCUAAGAGCAGUCAAUGACAGCCUUCCUGACCUGAACCCUUCUCACAGCAACACAGUGAGCCAAAUAGACACUUUCAAACCAGCAGAGCUUAAAUGGGACCCCAGACUCAUACUACCAAAGAUGCCAUGGCCUCCAAAAUCUGCAUCUUAUACAAGACAUCGCCGCAGAAGAGGAGUAUAUAGUGCCUUAAUGGACCGAGUUGAAGAAAAGCUAACCAACUCCUGGAAGAAUUGAAUCUGUUUUAAGACAAAAGAAAGAAUUUUGUGUUGUGGUGUGCAGAUAAAGCUAGUUUAAAC
Molecule: messenger RNA, 921 nt
Organism: Carassius gibelio (silver crucian carp)
Lineage: Eukaryota; Metazoa; Chordata; Actinopteri; Cypriniformes; Cyprinidae
Exons: 5
Coding region: 104-859 (251 amino acids)
Source: RefSeq, a predicted model, not a curated record